Linum trigynum is the source of this 1809-nucleotide messenger RNA. Lineage: Eukaryota; Viridiplantae; Streptophyta; Magnoliopsida; Malpighiales; Linaceae. The record is from the annotation of a GenBank genome assembly.
AUGCUUUGUUUGAAAGCAGAAGCUUAUGACGACCGCGACCUCGAUCUCGACCCAACCAUCAAGCCCGCCGAUGCUUCUUCUAGCAAUAAUAAUAAUAAUAAGAUCAAUGCAUCUCCCGAUGCUUCUUCUACUGGCUUUCUUCUCCCCAUCAAUUUUGGAAGUUCCCUCCAUAAGUAUUUCUGGAAGAUGGGUAAAAUGUCCACUCGAUCUAUCUCCUCCGGAGACGGCUCCCCUUCAUGUUCAGUCUCCGAUUUUGAGGAUAUUAACUCACAAGAGCGAAAAAUCCCCCCGGUGCAAGACAUAGAUAUCUCUGUUUACAAGCAUCAGCUUGAGCAAGAUGUGAAAAUGCUGCAGCAGCAGUUGCAAGAAGAGAUUGACUUGCGCUUGGCCCUUGCAAAUGCUGUUGAACAUUCUAACUCAUCUUCUGAUUCACCUUGUCAACUUCCAGAUAAAGCACAAGAGCUUUUGGAUAGCAUAGCUAUCCUUGAGGAUAAUGUGACAAACCUUGAACAGAAGUCAGUUGCCUUGCAAUAUCAACUCAGUCAGGAGAGAAAUGAGCGCCGUAUUGCUGAGUACCGUUUGAGGCAUUUUCCCAUUUUAGCGUCCUCCAUGUUUGAUUCUUCUCAGUCCAACUUACCAGAGAUGAUCAUUAAACCUGGCAGCAGAGAGAAACUAGAAGGAAAGAUGGAGGAGAAGCCUCCAUGGUCAGAGUCAGUCAACGAGCCAAACAAGGAUUAUUUUGUGGAGAAACUAUGCCACCGGCCUAACCAGCUUUCAGAGGCCAUGGUCUUGUGCAUGAGAGACAUUUUUCUCUUUUUGGCAGAUUCCUCCAAACUCUCUUCUUCAAAGUCCACGGUUGCACCAUCUUCACCUUGUGAACAACUACCCCAUCCCUCUCUGCCAUCAUUCUCAGACACCAACAGGGAUGAUUCCUCAACUAGAAGUCCCAUAUUAGACAAGGACCAGGUCUCUGGAGUCUCAACAAGAUCUUGCAACUUCGACCCAUAUGGAGUUCCUGGUAAAGUAGAAUGGAAUGAAGGUAUUGGAGCUUACAGCAACGCUGUUGAGGUCUCCUGGUUGUCGGUUGGGAAGAAAGAGCUUGAAUAUGCUUCCGGCGCUCUCAAACGAUUUAGGUUGCUUGUGGAACAGUUGGUUGAAGUUGACCCAUCACGCCUUCUUUGCCAUGAAAAGCUAGCAUUUUGGAUCAAUGUGUACAAUGCAUUGAUCAUGCACGCCUUCUUAGCAUACGGAGUUCCAAGAAGUGAUAUUAAACUAUUUUCCUUAAUGCAGAAGGCUGCAUACACAAUUGGGGGAAACUCAAUCAGCGCUGCGGAUAUUGAAUACAUCAUCCUAAAGAUGAAGCCUCCAGCACAUCGACCUCAAGUAUCGUUUGUCCUUGCUCUUCAAAGGCUGAAAGCAACCGAUGAGUUGAGGAAGUUUUCAAUCAAUCAACCAGAGCCCCUACUGGCUUUUGCUCUAAGUUGUGGGAUGUACUCUUCGCCUGCUGUGCGGAUCUACAAGCCCGAUAAUGUAAAUGAAAUGCUUCAGACCUCAUUGAAGGAUUACGCACAAGCAUCGACUGGGAUAGGCAGCAAGGGCAAGAUAUUGGUGCCAAAGUUGCUGCAUUGUUUCGCAAAAGGAAUGGUGGACGAUUCACAAUUGCCAGAGUGGCUAACUGAGUUGCUCACAGCGGAGCAAGCUGCCAUGGUGAAAGACUGCUCAUCCAACCGCAAGUGGAAGCUGCUGGGCGCACGAAGCUUCUCCAUCUUGCCUUUCGAUUCAAGGUUCCGAUUUCUCUUCCUGCUAUAG